ACAUUGAAAUUGAAAAUUGAAACAUUUAAUCAAGCCAACUGUCACAGAAAAAGUUUUGCAAAUUAUGUCUUUCUCAAGAGUGAUCUUGCUAGCGUUUGCGGAGAAGGAGCGUCGCAAAGAUCAACUGAAAAUAGGAGACGCAUGCUUCGGGAUGUUCGUAAUCAGCUGUUGCUCCCUCAAAAAGAAUUCAUUGCACAGUUUCGAUUGAACAAAGAUGCGUUUUUGGAACUCUGCAGUGACGUUAUUCCUAAGCUGCGGGCUACGGAAAGGUCUCAUGCAAUUCGUAUUGAACUAAAACCAGCACUGUCCAGAUGCCUUGAGGAAUUCACCAAUGCCCUUAAUUUGCCAGAAAUAUUAAGAAAAUAUAUAAAAUUCCCAUCUCAUAAGGAUAAAAGAGAAUCAAUCUAUUAUGACCAAAUAUGUGAUGCACAGUUAAACAUAAUUUAUGUUGAUGCAUCUUAUGGUGGUGCCUCUCAUAAUAGUUUCAUCUGGGCUCAAAGCCCUAUAAAACUAUAUUUGGAGCUCAGGCUUCACUCUGAGGAAGAUAGAUGCUGGCUCUUAAGUGAUCCAGGCUUUCCUCAAAGGCCCUAUUUAAGGACGCCUAUAAUCAGAGUAUCAGAAGGAGCUGAAGAAUAUUACAACAAACUGCAGCAUAUACCCAUAAUGUGAUAGAGACCAUAUUCUCUUAGAACUUUUGGAGGACAAGUUUUAAUAUGGCACCAAAUUUAUCUUUGUUUUAUUUGA
Molecule: messenger RNA, 744 nt
Organism: Vanessa atalanta (red admiral)
Lineage: Eukaryota; Metazoa; Arthropoda; Insecta; Lepidoptera; Nymphalidae
Product: putative nuclease HARBI1
Exons: 5
Coding region: 142-669 (175 amino acids)
Source: RefSeq, a predicted model, not a curated record